Molecule: messenger RNA, 258 nt
Organism: Clunio marinus
Lineage: Eukaryota; Metazoa; Arthropoda; Insecta; Diptera; Chironomidae
Source: the annotation of a GenBank genome assembly
AUGGAUCAACAAAUAAAGUUCACAUUUGAAUGUCGUGUUUGGGUUAAGGGUUUUGAAGAUGAAAUUUGCUUUACAACAUGCAUUCCUGAGUUGAACAAUAUAAUCAACAAUAAAUGCAACUAUAUCAUCAUCAUCAUCAUCAUAAAAUCCACUUUAGUUAGGGAACGUUUUCGAGAAAUAGAAUUAUUUUUUAUUUCUUAUAAAAAAAUAUUGGGGUUGUUAGGAAAGUUAGAUCUGCAUCAUCCUUAUUAUGAUUAA